AUGCCGCGCGCGCUCCCUCCCCUCUCCUCCCCCCACCACCACCACAAGAACCGCGUCAACACCACCUGCCAUUGCCGCGCCGAGCUGAGCCUCUAGCCGCGCCAGGAGGGCGCCCGCCUCUGCCUGCCUGCCUGCCUGCCUGCCUGCCGACAUCUUCGGUAGUUGAUGGAGUUGCACAAGUACUGGGGCGUCGGUGGCAGGCGGUGCGGCAGCUGCGAGGCGGCGCCGGCGGCGGUGCACUGCCGCUCGUGCCCCGCGGGGGGCGCGUUCCUCUGCACGGCUUGCGACGCGCGCCCGGGGCACGCGCGGCUCGCCCACGAGCGCGUGUGGAUGUGCGAGGUCUGCGAGCUGGCGCCCGCCGCCGUCACGUGCAAGGCCGACGCUGCCGUGCUCUGCGCCGCCUGCGACGCCGACAUCCACGAAGCCAACCCGCUGGCGCGCCGCCACGUGCGCGUCCCCGUCGCGCCCAUCGGAUCGGAGGCCGCGGCCGCCGCCGUCGAGGCCAUGCUUUUCGGGACCGCCGAGGCGGCCGCGUCCGAGGCCGAUGAGCCGCACAACGCCACGGCCGCGGCGGCGGCCGGGCACCAGCACCAGCACCACCACCAGCACCACGCGCUGAACCUCAACGUGGAGGCCAAGGACAUGAAGCUCGACUACCUCUUCUCCGACCUGGACCCCUACCUCAGCGUCGAGAUCCCGCGCUUCCAGCACGCCGACAGCGUCGUCCCCAACGGCGUCGGCGCCGGCGCCGGGGGUGCCAUCGAGCUGGACUUCACGUGCGGCAUCGGCGUCAAGCCCUCCUCCUACAGCUCCUACACGGCAACGUCCCUCGCGCACAGCGGCUCAUCGUCGGAGGUCGGCGUGGUGCCAGAGGCCUUCUGCGGCGGUGGCGGCGGGAGCUUCGAGCUCGACUUCACCCGGCCCAAGCCCCAAGCCUACAUGCCGUACACCGCGACUCCUCAGAGUCACAGCGUGUCGUCGGUUGACGUGGAGGUGGUGCCGGAGCGGGGGGACAUGGCGGCGGCGAGGCCGGUGCCGCUGAUGGGGGAGAGCCGGGAGGCGCGGCUGAUGCGGUACAGGGAGAAGCGGAAGAACCGGCGGUUCGAGAAGACCAUCCGGUACGCGUCCCGCAAGGCCUACGCCGAGACGCGGCCGCGGAUCAAGGGCCGCUUCGCCAAGCGCGCCGACCACGACGCCGACGCCGACGACGCUGAGGCCGAGGCCGCCGUGCCGUCGUCGUCGUACGUGCUCGACUUCGGCUACGGCGUCGUGCCAAGCUUCUGAUGAUGGCGACGGUCUCGGUCCACGGAUGGCCGGCCGGCGGCGCCGCGCUUGACCCGGCUCUCGAUGGCGCGCCAGCCUUGUACUUGUAUCGAUGUAUAGGGGAGGAAUAGUAAUCCCAUGUACUCUCUUUCUGCAUUGAGCUAGCCUUAAGUACGCUAGUGAUGUAUAAUUUGUAUACUACUGCUGCUGCUUACUAGUACUAUAUAGCAUGUUUUUGCUAGAAUUUGCCCUCGGUAUUUUUGAAUCAUAUAUCCCUGCAAGAAAUUUGCAGUAAUAUACAGAUGCUACUGAGGAGGAACGGCAAUCCAUUAUUAUGUUAAG
Setaria italica (foxtail millet) is the source of this 1605-nucleotide messenger RNA. Its product is annotated as zinc finger protein CONSTANS-LIKE 5. Gene Ontology annotation, cellular component: nucleus. Bases 166 to 1284 code for a protein of 372 amino acids. Gene Ontology annotation, molecular function: protein binding; zinc ion binding. Gene Ontology annotation, biological process: regulation of photoperiodism, flowering; regulation of flower development. The record is from RefSeq and is a predicted model, not a curated record. NCBI's taxonomy places the organism in Eukaryota, Viridiplantae, Streptophyta, Magnoliopsida, Poales, Poaceae. The transcript is spliced from 3 exons.